Lagenorhynchus albirostris (white-beaked dolphin) is the source of this 767-nucleotide messenger RNA. It is a transcript of the gene MED21, whose product is annotated as mediator complex subunit 21. Gene Ontology annotation, biological process: regulation of transcription by RNA polymerase II. Bases 23 to 457 code for a protein of 144 amino acids. Gene Ontology annotation, molecular function: transcription coregulator activity. The record is from RefSeq and is a predicted model, not a curated record. Gene Ontology annotation, cellular component: mediator complex. NCBI's taxonomy places the organism in Eukaryota, Metazoa, Chordata, Mammalia, Artiodactyla, Delphinidae. The transcript has 4 exons.
UUUCUUUGUUUGCGGGAGGAACAUGGCGGAUCGCCUAACGCAGUUGCAGGACGCCGUGAACUCGCUUGCGGAUCAGUUUUGUAAUGCCAUUGGAGUGUUGCAGCAGUGUGGUCCUCCUGCCUCUUUUAGUAAUAUUCAGACAGCCAUUAACAAAGAUCAGCCAGCUAAUCCUACAGAAGAAUAUGCCCAGCUUUUUGCAGCGUUGAUUGCACGAACAGCAAAAGACAUUGAUGUUUUGAUAGAUUCCUUACCCAGUGAAGAAUCUACAGCUGCUUUACAGGCUGCAAGCUUGUAUAAGCUGGAAGAAGAAAAUCACGAAGCUGCUACGUGUCUGGAGGAUGUUGUUUAUCGAGGGGACAUGCUUCUGGAAAAGAUACAGAGCGCACUUGCUGAUAUUGCACAGUCCCAGCUGAAGACAAGAAGUGGCACCCAUAGCCAGUCUCUUCCAGACUCAUAGCACAGUGUAUCUAUACCGUGCGUGUGGCUGAGAAAAGAACUGUUUCAAUGCCAUUGAGAAUGCUGCAUCAGAUUUAGAUGGAAGCCUUACCAACAGUUACAGAAACGUUAAGCACUAUGACACGUUAUCUUCUUAGCUAUUUUAAAUAGUCUUCUGUUUUCACUCUUAAUAAUAAGCUUGUAAAAUCGUGAUUGAACCAGCUUUAAACUGUCAUUAUGCCAUUUUUUUAAAUUGUUAUCUGGGUUAAAUUAUUGAGGCAGAUAUUGCAUUAAUGGUCAUAAUAUAAUUAAACAGAUGUACUAUAAAAUUC